AUGGUCCGUUUCGUGACUCCGCUCCUGGCCCUGUCGGCCCUUUCGGCUACCGCUCUUGCGGCUACCACCACUACUUGCAGCACCAGCAGCCAGUGCCCUGAGGACAAGCCUUGCUGCUCUCAGUAUGGCGAGUGUGGUACCGGCGCAUACUGCCUCGGUGGUUGCGACCCUCAAUCCUCUUUCUCGAUCGGUUCUUGCGCCCCCAUGCCUGUCUGUGAGAACAAGAGCUACAAGUGGGACAACCUCGACAACACCGUCCUGAACACGAAGUACCUGGGCAAUGCCAGCGCCGCCGAUUGGACCUACAGUGGUUUCCCCAAGACCGAAGAUGGCAACCUCCUGAUGACCAUGCCCAAGAACUCCGUCGGUACUCUCUUCGCCAACAACCACUACAUCUGGUACGGAAAGAUCAGCGGCAAGAUCAAGUCCUCCCGCGGCAAGGGUGUCGUCACUGCUUUCAUCCUGCUCUCCGACGUCAAGGAUGAGAUCGACUACGAGUGGGUCGGUGCCGAUUUGACUGCCGUUCAGACCAACUACUACUGGCAGGGUGUUCUGGACUGGCACAACAGCGGCAACGCCUCCGUCAACGACCAGGACACCUUUGACAACUGGCACACCUACGAGAUCGACUGGCAGCCCGACCAAACCCAGUGGAUCGUUGAUGGCGAAGUCAAGCGUACCCUGAAGAAGUCUGACACCUGGAACUCCACUGCCAACCGCUUCCAGUACCCCCAGACCCCCUCCCGCCUGCAGAUGUCGCUCUGGCCCGCCGGCCAGGCUAGCAACGCCAAGGGUACUAUCGACUGGGCUGGUGGUGAGAUUGACUGGAACAGCCAGGAUAUCAAGGAGAAGGGUUACUACUACGCUACCAUCGGUCAGGUCGAUGUUACUUGCUACGAUCCCCCCUCCGAGGCUGUCAAGUCUGGCAGCAAUGCUUACAUCUACACCUCCAAUGCUGCCAUGGAGGCCAACAUCGCUAUCACCAACAACUCCACCGUCCUUGGCUCUCUUGGCGCUACCGGUCUGGACAUGACCCUCGGCGCUAACAGCAGCAGCAGCGCCUCCUCCACCGCCAGUGACAGCGUUCCCACCAACCACGGUGGUGCCGGUGGCAUGGCCAUCAACAGCACUACCAGCACUGGCACUGGCACUGGCAGCUCCAGCGGCAGCGGCACCAGCUCUGGCUCUUCCUCUUCUGCUACUGGCACUGGCUUCAGCCAGGGUACCGACACUACCACCACCAAGGGUAACGGUGCCCCUGCUCAGGGUGAGCGCGUCCUGCGUGGCUCGCUGUUUGCAGUCCUCGUGGCUGUCGUUGUUCUGGUGACGCUGUAA
Messenger RNA from Penicillium subrubescens, 1335 nucleotides. It is a transcript of the gene utr2, whose product is annotated as putative cell wall glucanase (Utr2). The record is from RefSeq and is a predicted model, not a curated record. Gene Ontology annotation, molecular function: hydrolase activity, hydrolyzing O-glycosyl compounds; glycosyltransferase activity. Lineage: Eukaryota; Fungi; Ascomycota; Eurotiomycetes; Eurotiales; Aspergillaceae. The transcript is spliced from 2 exons. Gene Ontology annotation, cellular component: fungal-type cell wall. The coding region runs from base 1 to 1335 and encodes 444 amino acids. Gene Ontology annotation, biological process: carbohydrate metabolic process; fungal-type cell wall organization.